This is a messenger RNA of Nicrophorus vespilloides, 1525 nucleotides long. RefSeq names its product ras-related protein Rab-8A (gene Rab8). Gene Ontology annotation, molecular function: GTP binding; GTPase activity. Gene Ontology annotation, cellular component: trans-Golgi network transport vesicle; plasma membrane; synaptic vesicle. Gene Ontology annotation, biological process: protein localization to plasma membrane; Golgi vesicle fusion to target membrane; regulation of exocytosis. The transcript has 2 exons. The record is from RefSeq and is a predicted model, not a curated record. NCBI's taxonomy places the organism in Eukaryota, Metazoa, Arthropoda, Insecta, Coleoptera, Silphidae. Bases 58 to 441 code for a protein of 127 amino acids.
GAUACGGCAGGACAGGAGAGAUUCCGUACAAUCACAACCGCCUAUUACCGUGGCGCGAUGGGUAUAAUGCUAGUGUAUGAUAUUACGAACGAGAAGAGCUUCGAGAACAUCAAGAACUGGAUUAGGAAUAUCGAGGAGAACGCAUCCGCGGACGUGGAGAAGAUGUUGCUGGGCAACAAGUGCGAGCUGGAGGAGAAGAGACAGGUAUCGAAGGAAAGGGGCGAACAACUGGCCGUCGAGUACGGCAUCAAGUUCAUAGAGACGAGCGCGAAGGCCAGCAUCCGCGUCGAGGAUGCCUUCUUCACGCUCGCCCGCGAUAUUAAAGCUAAAAUGGAGAAGAAACUGGAGGCCAGCAAUCCGCCCAAAGGAGGUCACCAAUUGAAAGCGACGGAGCCGCAGAGGAAACCGACAAAUUGGCUUUCGCGUUGCUCCCUGCUCUGACCUGAUAGAACUUACUAUAAAAACUCAUCUAAAGACAUCGUCGACAACAUCAUCAUCUUCAUCAUCAUCAUCGCCACGAACCUUCCUCCCGCGCGCGGUUUCGUGCAUGCGUCGCAUGAAAAUAAAUAGUAAACUUAAACGGACAAAAAAAAAACAACAAAACGAAACGAAAACUGAGACAAAAAAAACAACAACAGCAACAACUUACACAGACACACAGAAACAGAGUUAAUAGGAGAAAUAGUAAUUGUAUAACGGUGAUUGAGAAUUUUUAUGUAAUGUACCUUUUUGUAUCGUGUGUCUAUUGACGGUUUUUCUACACUUGAAAUACGCGCUCCCUUUUUUCUUUUCUUUUUAUUUUUUAUAUAUAUAUAAAACCUGUAUAACAAAUAGGUAUGUUAUGUAUAUAUCAUUAGAGACACUGAACACACCCUCCUCUUCCAUACACAUCCACCACACACGAACACAAAACCAUGGAACAUGCUUUUUUUUAUACAUGUGAUUAAGGUAUUCAAUAACAUAUUUUCUUUUUUUUAAUUAUUAUUAUUAUAUAUAUAAAUAUUUAAAAAAAAAUAGUUUAAUUUUAUAUUUAUGUUGAUUCCGCAGUUGAAGUGCACUUCGAAGGAGGCGGCGAAACGUGUUUGUCGAGUGUGAUUCAUCUUAUUAUAUAAAUAUAUAUAUUGUCCUAAGCGAAAUUAGUGCGUUACAUAAAAAGAAAAAUGUUGUGGUUAAGAUAUGGUACAUCUACAAAAGAAAUACUUUAAUUUUAAAUUUCCAUGUACAUAAUUUGCUUUUUACUAUUAUUAUUAUUAUUAUAUUAUAUAUAUUUUUAAAGGAAAUGUGAGACGCCAAAAGAAGGGAAGCAACAAUAACAACAAUAAUAUUAUUGAAAUAAUAAAAUUUAAAAAGAAAAAAACGAGCUGGUUAGUUUUCGGGUGAAUGACAAGAGGAAUCGAUUAUUAUUAUUUUGAAGGGAGAGAAUGAAUGAUCUACGGGCACUACUAAAUUAGGUAACUCUUUAGGAAUCAAUCAACUUUCAAAACGAAAAAGAAAGAGCUUUAUAUAUAUAAAUAUGUAUUCUUUU